Messenger RNA from Pan troglodytes (chimpanzee), 1044 nucleotides. RefSeq names its product SEC61 translocon subunit beta (gene SEC61B). The coding region runs from base 612 to 989 and encodes 125 amino acids. The record is from RefSeq and is a predicted model, not a curated record. NCBI's taxonomy places the organism in Eukaryota, Metazoa, Chordata, Mammalia, Primates, Hominidae. The transcript has 5 exons. Gene Ontology annotation, biological process: intracellular protein transport. Gene Ontology annotation, cellular component: Sec61 translocon complex.
AUCAGCGCAAAUCUGUGAGGGUCUAGUAACUGCCUGAGAAAAUAGCUUGUCUGACCCCGGUUAUAUUUUUCCUUCGGUAGGGAUUGUAGUUUCUGAAGGACGUUGUGAUCCAAAGGAAGGAGGCCGGAGGUCUCUACUUCCCAUAUAGCAGGUAACUAAGUUGUCUGUAGCAGACUGUCUACAGGCAUAUCGUGAGACGACCCAGGCGUCCCUGGAGUCAGAGAGGACCUUGCCUCCAAGUCCGGGGGCGGGGCCUGAGCCAGUCUCGCCAGCUGCCGGUCCUUCGGAGGCUCCGUAACUUUCUAUCCGUCCGCGUCAGCGCCUUGCCACCCUCAUCUCCAAUAUGCCUGGUCCGACCCCCAGUGGCACUAACGUGGGAUCCUCAGGGCGCUCUCCCAGCAAAGCAGUGGCCGCCCGGGCGGCGGGAUCCACUGUCCGGCAGAGACUUUAACAGAGAACCUGCUCAAGUCAUUUCUAUCCCAGGUACCCACCAUAAGGCAUGACACAAUAAAUAAUGACUGAAGGAAGGAAUCAAGCAACCAAGUUGUUUUGGGAUUUUUGAAGGAACUAGUGGGGUUUUAUCUAGGGAGGAAAAAGUCUUGAACACAUGCAUGGAAACUUCUGAAGGAUGUGAAGAGGGAUGUGACAUUUUCUGGCUGCAACAGGAAAAAUGCCAGCUGUGGGACAAGGAGUGCAGGCCGCACAACCUCGGCAGGCACCGGGGGGAUGUGGCGAUUCUACACAGAAGAUUCACCUGGGCUCAAAGUUGGCCCUGUUCCAGUAUUGGUUAUGAGUCUUCUGUUCAUCGCUUCUGUAUUUAUGUUGCACAUUUGGGGCAAGUACACUCGUUCGUAGAUUCAGUUACAUCCAUCUGUCAUCUGAAGAAGGAGGAAAAAACCCAACAUUUCUUGGACCAAAAGUAUAGUGACUAUCUGUUCAUGAGAGAAAUUUUCUGUAAGCUUGCUGUUUUACAGGGGAUUUAUCAAUAAUUGAUUUUGAGGAAUCAGUUUUUUUCUAUGGCUAAUAAACUUUUUAAUUCACUUA